Messenger RNA from Falco peregrinus (peregrine falcon), 1637 nucleotides. It is a transcript of the gene CAMK2N1, whose product is annotated as calcium/calmodulin dependent protein kinase II inhibitor 1. The coding region runs from base 173 to 403 and encodes 76 amino acids. NCBI's taxonomy places the organism in Eukaryota, Metazoa, Chordata, Aves, Falconiformes, Falconidae. Gene Ontology annotation, biological process: negative regulation of protein kinase activity. The record is from RefSeq and is a predicted model, not a curated record. The transcript is spliced from 2 exons. Gene Ontology annotation, molecular function: calcium-dependent protein kinase inhibitor activity; protein kinase binding.
GCCGGAGCCGCCGCCGCAGCCGCGGAGCCGCCAGCAGCGCCGGGCCGGGCCGGGAUGUGACGGGGCGGCCGCCCCGCGCCCCGCUCCGCCGCUGCCCCGGGCCCGCGGGCCCCGCGCCCCGGGAGGCUGUCGGGGGGCGGCGGCGGCGGCGGGCCCCCCCCCCGCCGCCCCCAUGUCGGAGGGGCCGCCCUACGGCGAGGGGCAGCUGGCGGGGGACGCGGCCGUGGGGCAGCUGCCCUUCCCCGUCCGCCUGCGCGGCCCCGACGGGCUCCUGGCCGGCGGGCAGGGGAAGCGGCCGCCCAAGCUGGGGCAGAUCGGCCGCAGCAAGAGAGUGGUUAUUGAAGAUGAUAGAAUUGAUGAUGUGCUGCAAAAUCUCUCAGAAAAGGCCCCUCCCGGUGUUUAAAGCCACCCCCGGGACGCUCGGCUGAAGCCCGGGGGGGGCCGGUUUACAAUGGCACAAUAACCACCACCACCCCGACACCGCAGCACGCCCGGAGAGCCAUCCUCGCCAGCCUGCAACCCCCACUGCCCAGCAGCACGUCCAGGCGACGCGUGGAGGGGAGGGCAGUGAGUGAGGCAAAGCCCAGCGACAAAUUUAAAAAAAUAAUACUACUACUAAAUAAUUUUUUUAAAAAAUGGGAAAAAUAAUCACCCGCUCCAAACCCCCCCACCCCAGCCCACCGCCGCGAGGGAUGAACGGAGGCAUCGCACCGUGGCUCCGGAUGACUCGUGAUGGCUUUUCCCGGGGGACAAACCUCGCGCCACGCGAUCGGGGGGUAAGAGGAAAGGGGGCAGCGAAAGACCGGGGGGGUCGGCCCCAGGGUCCCCCCCAGCCAGGGUUGUUCCCAGCGGGCACCUUGUUUACAUUAUUUAAUCUUGCAAAAAUGAAUCCGUGCACUUGGAUGUACCAUGCUAUCCCCUUCCUUAUGAUUUUUUUUAUGUUGAUGUCUUUGGAUGUUGGAAAAUGAUAUAAAAAAAUAUAUAUUUCAUUUUAGUCACGUUUUAAGGUUCUCGAGGGGAAAACCAAAACUUUUAUAAAGGAAGGGCCUAGAGGAAGAAUUGCUGGUUUAUUUUUUAAAGCUUGUACUUUUUGGUUGCUGUGAGCAAAGGGACAGAUUUUAUAUGUGUGGGGGGGCGGGGGGGAGCGCUCGGCUUUUCUAACUACCAUGCAGUCUGUAGUGUGGGUGAUCUUGGGUUUUUUUUUCUCCUUUCUUUCUUAUAUUGUGGCAGUUUCUUCUCUUUAAUAGACUGUAUUAAAAAUAUAUAUAUAAAAAAAAUUCUAAUGUAAUCACAAGAGUGCCAAACACUUGGAGAUGCCAGAGGGCAGCGAUUCCUUCCCCAAGUCAAGCAGCACUCGGGGCUUUCUGCUCUUUCCAGGGCUCUGUCGAUCUCUCGUGGGGUUUUCUUUGACUUCUCUUUUCUAAUCUUUCUUUUUAACUAUUUUGCAUGACGUGCAUAAAAAAAAAAGCGCCUCUUGCGUGAGGGCUUGGUUUCUUGUUUCUGUUUGCAACUCUGACUGACAGACCUCAAGGCAGGUUUUCUUUCCUCCUUUUCUUAAAUAUUGUGUAUGUUGCACUUUUAUCCACUACACAGGGCUAUUUCUGCAAUGUCCAAAUAAAAAGGAAAAUGAAACAAAA